GUUCUCAGUCAAUUUUGCUUCAACCGCGUCCCGCUCAGAAGAUCCGACUUGUUUUUUCCAGCAAACUACUGCAAAUUCUUCUUCAGGAGGAGGAGUGACUCUGAAUUUGUGAUAGAGUAGUUAGGAAAAUCUGUAAUGGCUGAUUCUGGUGGAAAUUCUGAAACUGAUAUUGCUGUUUUAAAAGAAGCCCUUUGCACUCAGCAGCAUCUUUUACAAAAGCUAAAUGUGGAGUUAGAUGUGGAAAGGGAAGCUGCGGCCACGGCAGCUAGUGAAGCUCUGUCCAUGAUCCUUCGUUUGCAGGGAGAAAAGGCUGCAGUGAAGAUGGAGGCCAUUCAGUAUAAGAGGCUGGCAGAGGAGAAGAUAAGUCAUGCGGAGGAGACUAUUGCGCUUUUUGAAGAACUUAUAUAUACGAAAGAGAUGGAAAUUUCUUCCCUUGAGUAUCAAGUUGAGGCUUAUAGGUACAUGCUUUUAAGCAUGGGGUGUAGUGAUUUGGGAAUGGGUGUUAAUGGCAAUGUGAGAAGACUCAAGAGUCUGCCUGUACUUUCCAAAGAUGUCAAGUUCAAGAGUUUUGAGAGUGAAAGGUCUGCAGUUCCUGAGAUGGAUUUGGCCUUGAUUCAUGGUAUAGUGGACGACAAAUUGGAGCACUUGGUCAAUGUGCAAAGCUUGGAGGUGAAGAGGAGUUCAGGUAACUUGGCAGGAAGUGACUUUAAUUACUACUGGGAACAGAUAAGAAACUUGGAUGAAUGGGCGAAUGAGAUAACUGAUGGUAAAGGUUUUGUUGGAAAAGAUAAAUAUAUCAAUCCAAAGGUUGAGUCCAGGUCAUUUUCAUUGAUUUCACAAAAAAGUAUCAGUUCAUCUCUAGAUCCUGCAAGAUCUCCUUUAAUACUGGAUGAAAUGAAAUGCUUGGAUGAUUCAAAGGAGAGAGAGGUACUCUUUGCCAGCUCUUCUUGUUCCUCUAGUGUCCAAGAUAUAUUUGAAGUUCCAGAAAUCAAUGACCAUCGAAAAACUUUGGCAAAUUCACGAAAGGGUCGGAGUAAGUUGAUUUUGGAAGAGAAUAAAAAUGGACUUGGGAAGAUAGAUUUGAUUGCAGAGGAAACCUUUGAAUCAACUACAAAAGAUGAAAUUGAAUGGGAGAAGAAAAUGUUGCCAAGUCCAAGCCCUGAGGAAAGAACAUCUAAGCCAACUGCUGGAAUGAAUUUUGACUGCAAGUUGUCUCUUGGACAGCCAAAUAUUGGCAUAGCUCAGUGUAAAGAUGAGAUACAACAGCUCAGCAAGCGACUUGAGCUGCUUGAGGGUGAGAGAAAUAACACUAGGCAGGAAAUUAGAGUUGCAGGGGAAGAGGAAGAGGAAAUAAAUUUGUUGAAGCAGAUUCAACAACAGCUUAAUUCAAUACAGUCUGAGAUAAGUUGCAUAACUAAGAAACCCCCACCUCCUGAUGAUGGUCCCCUACUUUCUGUUAUGGAGGGAAUGCUAUACUUUUGGUUUUAAUCAAGCAAUUCAUUUGGUUCUGACUCAGACAAGCUCCAGACAGAUAAAUUACAGCAUCAUCACUUUGAAAGUGUUCUGCAAAUGUAUGUGAAACAGUAUCAUUUGUUUUCCUUGGGGAUAUUCUACGUGUAUAGAAUGAGAAAAUAAUUGCACAGUACAAUG
Molecule: messenger RNA, 1650 nt
Organism: Rubroshorea leprosula
Lineage: Eukaryota; Viridiplantae; Streptophyta; Magnoliopsida; Malvales; Dipterocarpaceae
Source: the annotation of a GenBank genome assembly